GAUAUCAACGGAACUUUUGCUCAAUUUAAUCGCAUAAAUUGUAAAGCGUAAUAAAUUAUGGUGUGGACACUUGCUUUGUUUGAACUAACUAUGCAAAAUUAAAAUAUAAAAAGGAAAUUAUGUUAGAAAAUCGGCAUUUUUUGUUGUUUUCUUAAUAAAUUACAUAAAUAAUUGACGUGAAACAAAUAAUAUUUUUCCGUUACAUGUGAAAGUGCUCAGCAAUGCAAUACGUAAAAAUUAUAACUGUAAUUAGUAUUGCUAAAUUGUUAAGUGUGCGCUCAUACUUGUAAAUUUCGAUUGGUCUCUCUAAAUUACGCGCGAAGGCCCAAUUUGUUGAUAAGAUUAUAAAUAAGCGAUAAAUACAAUAAAUAAUUGAUAAUAAACAGCAACAAUAAUAAUUUUACACUAUUCCGGCUAAAUAAAAGAAUUGCUCAAUAACUUUUAGUAAAUGAGCGCAGGUGGACGACGCAGGACGUGUUUGGAAAAUUCGAACAUUUCAUAGUGAACAAGCGGCUGAAUUAACAAGAAGGCCGUGAAAACGAAUUUAAAGGAAACGAAAAGUGUAACAAAGUCGCAACUUUUGUAGCGUCAACAACUUAAUGCUGAGGACUCGAAAUGGCAGAAGCGCAAUUGCGUCAACGACCCGGUGACUACUUAUGCGGUUUAGCCAGAUGGCAUCCCGCUUGGAUGCAACGCUACACAACAACAAAGUCAUUUAUGAUGGUCUAUGGGCUGUUGGGCACCAUACAAGCCAUGUCCUACAUGUAUUUCGUCGUCACAUUAACAACAAUCGAGAAACGCUUCAAGAUUCCUAGCCAAACAACAGGUAUUAUCUUGAGCGGCAAUGAAAUAUCACAAAUCCUACUCUCGCUCAUACUCAGCUAUAUUGGGGGUCAACGAAAUCGCCCACGUUGGAUCGCAUGGGGCAUUGUGUUUUGCGGCCUAUCCUGUUAUAUAUUAGCUCUGCCACAUUUCAUUUAUGGCGCCGGCGAUGGCGCGCUACAUCUCACCGCGGAAUAUUUACAAGAGCAGUCGUCGUCCAACCCAACGUUAAAUAUGACAAGUUCAUUCUCAUUGGUUAACGCGUCCAUACGAAGUUCGCAAGAAUUGUGCGGUCUAAUGAAAUCAUCACAAGAAUGCGAGUCAUUUCUGUCCAUUGUGCCGUUGGUCUUGAUUUUCCUCUCACAAUUCGUGUUAGGCGUGGGCAAUACCUUGUAUUAUUCGCUGGGUCAAACGUAUCUUGAUGAUAAUACGAAAGAGAGAAAUACACCGCUCAUGUUAGCCGUGGCCAUGGCACUUAGAAUGACCGGACCGAUCGUGGGUUUCUUUUUGGGUUACAUAUCAUUAAAUAUGUAUAUUGAUCCCUUCAAAAAGCCAUUAAUCGACAAUAAAGAUCCACGCUGGUUGGGUGCUUGGUGGUUUGGUUGGAUGAUAUUGGGCACUUUGAUGGUGCUCUUCUCUGGUCUAAUCGGUCUCUUUCCCAAACAAUUGCCAAAAAAGAAAUCGGAACACUACAACUCACACUUGCCACGGAUGAUGCGUUUAGAGCAGCUUAAGAAGGAAGAUGGCAUAUCUUUGGGCAGCACGCUAUCUCUUACAGCUGCGCUCGAUGCAAACGCCGCAGCUGCGGUUGACACGGACGACUUUCCAAAACUUAAAGAUUUUCCGAAGGCGCUGAUGCGUUUGUUACGCAACAAAUUGCUUAUAUUUAACAUUAUAUCGGGUGUAUUCUAUAUUUUGGGCGCUGCUGGCUACAUGACAUUCUUGUCCAAAUAUAUGGAGGUGCAGUUCCAUAGAACCGCACAAACCGCCACAGUUGUGGUGGGACCAAUAUCGAUAAUUGGCAUGGUGAUUGGCCUCAUUGGAUCCGGCAUUGUUAUAUCGAAAAAACAUCCAUCGCCGAGCAAAGUGCUAAUGUGGAAUGUUAUAGUCGGAUGUGUGUAUAUUUUGGGGCAAACGUCGUAUAUUUUUAUGUAUUGUGGUGAUACGAUAUCUCUGCAGAAUGGUGGCAACUUUCACUUCACCAAUCAAUGUAAUAAAAAUUGUAGCUGCGAUAAUGUGGCGUAUUCGCCGGUUUGUCACGAGGCCAGCGACACAACAUUUUUCUCUGCGUGUCACGCGGGCUGUCAAACUUGGGACGCCAAAGAGAAGACAUUUUCGAAUUGCUCCUGCAUUGAUCUUUUGGACCCAAUUACGAGUACUGUUGCAUACACGUCUACCACUCCCAGUUUUCUAAGUGACUUAAGCACCAAACAGCAACAACCACUUACACAGAAAAGCUCAGAAAUUAUCAAUGGUAUAUCGACAACAGCAACCCCGGUACCAAUACCCACCACGAUACUAAACAAUGAUGACAUCACCGUACCGACAACAGCAAGCAUAUGGACAACAACACCAAAACUAACAACAACGACUGAUGAACUGCUCACACUCGCCAGCCGUUCUGUGAGCACACUCUCCGAUAUACUCACACCAGGCGUUUGCUUAAAGGGCUGCUCUGUGGCCUUUUACAGUUUCACAAUUGCAUCGAUGGUUGUCAAUUGGUUCGGCUCUUCCGGGCGCAUUGGCAAUCUAUUGGUGAACUUUCGCGCCGUUGCCACCAAGGACAAAUCCUUCGCACAAGGUCUUUCCCUAAUGAUGAUUAGCUUACUCGCACUUAUACCGGGCCCCAUUAUAUUUGGACGUAUAAUCGAUUCCACUUGCCUUGUGUGGACAGAGACUUGUCAUGGCAGAGGCAAUUGUCAAUUGUAUGAUCAGACGAAAUUCCGAUACUAUGUAAACAUAUUAGCGUUGUCGCUUACGUCGAUCGGUGUGAUCUUCGACAUUUUAGUUUGGUAUCAUGGCAGGCAUCUUGAUUUAUAUGGAGAAAGGGAGGAGCAGAAGCUCCAAGAAAGGCGCCAGAGAGAUAAACCAAUCACACCGCUUUUAGCACAUAGCUCAUAAUAUUAUUUAAUGCCACCAUUAUGCCUUGUAUAUGUAUAUCUGAAGCAUUUUGCAUUGUAAAUGUACUU
This is a messenger RNA of Bactrocera latifrons, 3011 nucleotides long. RefSeq names its product solute carrier organic anion transporter family member 4C1 (gene Oatp33Ea). Bases 616 to 2943 code for a protein of 775 amino acids. NCBI's taxonomy places the organism in Eukaryota, Metazoa, Arthropoda, Insecta, Diptera, Tephritidae. Gene Ontology annotation, cellular component: membrane. The transcript is spliced from 9 exons. The record is from RefSeq and is a predicted model, not a curated record. Gene Ontology annotation, molecular function: protein binding. Gene Ontology annotation, biological process: sodium-independent organic anion transport; transmembrane transport.